AGUGCUCCCAAGGAAAUGAAUAAACAACCAGCCAACAGCCUGGAGGCGACGGUGCCCCCGGGCCACCACGAUGGCCCGUGCGCACCUAGGACGAGCCCGGAGCAGGAGCUUCCCGCGGCCACCGCCGCGCCGCCGCCGCGUGUGCCCAGGUCCGCUUCCACCGGCGCACAAACUUUCCAUGCUCCCGACGCGCGAGCCUGCGAGGCCGAGCGGCCCGGAGGAGCCGGGGCUUGCAAACUGAGUAGCCCGCGGCCGCCGGCGGCCUCGGCGGCUCUGCGGGACUGGAGCGAGGCGCACUGUGCGCAGACCGCCCCUCCUUCAGGGGGAGCCGGGCCCGGCAACGCGCUGCCUUGUAAGAUUCCGGCCCUGCGGGGCCUGGAGGGGGAUGCGAAUGUGAGUGUGGGGAAGGGCACCCUGGAGCGGAACAAUACCCCGGCCGUGGGCUGGGUGAAUAUGAGCCAGAGCACCGUGGUGCUGGGCACGGAUGGAAUCACGUCCGUGCUCCCGGGCAGCGUGGCUACCGCUGCCACCCAGGAGGACGAGCAAGGGGAUGAGAAUAAGGCCCGAGGGAACUGGUCCAGCAAACUGGACUUCAUCCUGUCCAUGGUGGGGUACGCAGUGGGGCUGGGCAAUGUCUGGAGGUUUCCCUACCUGGCCUUCCAGAACGGGGGAGGUGCUUUCCUCAUCCCUUACCUGAUGAUGCUGGCCCUGGCAGGGUUGCCCAUCUUCUUCCUAGAGGUGUCCCUGGGCCAGUUUGCCAGCCAGGGGCCGGUGUCUGUGUGGAAGGCCAUCCCAGCCCUGCAAGGCUGUGGCAUCGCAAUGCUGAUCAUCUCUGUCCUAAUAGCCAUAUACUACAAUGUGAUUAUUUGCUACACUAUUUUCUACCUGUUUGCCUCCUUUGUGUCUGUGCUGCCCUGGGGCUCCUGCAACAACCCUUGGAACACGCCAGAAUGCAAAGACAAAACCAAACUUUUGUUAGAUUCCUGUGUGAUCAAUGACCAUCCCAAAAUACAGAUCAAGAACUCGACUUUCUGCAUGACCGCCUAUCCCAACUUGACAAUGGUUAACUUCACCAGCCAGGCCAAUAAAACGUUCGUCAGUGGGAGUGAAGAGUAUUUCAAGUACUUUGUGCUGAAGAUUUCUGCAGGGAUUGAGUAUCCUGGUGAGAUCAGGUGGCCACUAGCCUUCUGCCUCUUCCUGGCUUGGGUGAUUGUGUAUGCCUCCUUGGCGAAAGGAAUCAAGACUUCAGGAAAAGUGGUGUACUUCACGGCCACCUUCCCGUACGUUGUGCUCGUGAUCCUUCUCAUCCGAGGCGUCACUCUGCCUGGAGCCGGCGCUGGGAUUUGGUACUUCAUCACGCCAAAGUGGGAGAAACUCACAGACGCCACGGUGUGGAAAGAUGCUGCCACUCAGAUUUUCUUCUCUUUAUCUGCUGCAUGGGGAGGCCUGAUCACUCUCUCUUCUUAUAACAAAUUCCACAACAACUGCUACAGGGACACGCUAAUUGUCACCUGCACCAACAGUGCCACGAGCAUCUUCGCCGGCUUCGUCAUCUUCUCAGUCAUCGGCUUCAUGGCUAACGAACGCAAGGUGAACAUCGAGAAUGUGGCCGACCAAGGACCAGGUAUUGCAUUCGUGGUUUACCCAGAGGCCUUAACCAGGCUGCCCCUCUCUCCCUUCUGGGCCAUCAUCUUUUUCCUGAUGCUUCUCACUCUUGGACUUGACACUAUGUUUGCUACCAUCGAGACCAUAGUGACCUCCAUCUCGGACGAGUUCCCCAAGUACCUGCGCACUCACAAGCCGGUCUUUACUCUGGGCUGCUGUGUUUGUUUCUUCAUCAUGGGCUUCCCAAUGAUCACUCAGGGUGGAAUUUACAUGUUUCAGCUUGUGGACACGUACGCCGCCUCCUAUGCCCUCGUCAUCAUCGCCAUCUUUGAGCUCGUGGGGAUCUCCUAUGUGUACGGCUUGCAGAGGUUCUGUGAAGAUAUCGAGAUGAUGAUUGGAUUCCAGCCAAACAUUUUCUGGAAAGUCUGCUGGGCCUUUGUGACUCCGACCAUUUUAACUUUUAUCCUUUGCUUCAGCUUCUACCAGUGGGAGCCCAUGACCUAUGGCUCUUACCGCUACCCUAACUGGUCCAUGGUGCUUGGAUGGCUCAUGCUUGCCUGCUCCGUUAUCUGGAUCCCGAUCAUGUUUGUGAUAAAAAUGCACCUGGCUCCUGGCAGAUUUAUUGAGAGGCUGAAGUUGGUGUGCUCGCCGCAGCCGGACUGGGGUCCCUUCUUAGCUCAGCACCGUGGGGAGCGUUACAAGAACAUGAUCGACCCCUUGGGGACCUCUUCGCUGGGACUCAAACUGCCAGUGAAGGAUUUGGAACUAGGCACCCAGUGCUAG
This is a messenger RNA of Budorcas taxicolor (takin), 2388 nucleotides long. It is a transcript of the gene SLC6A5, whose product is annotated as solute carrier family 6 member 5. Gene Ontology annotation, biological process: synaptic transmission, glycinergic; glycine import across plasma membrane; sodium ion transmembrane transport. NCBI's taxonomy places the organism in Eukaryota, Metazoa, Chordata, Mammalia, Artiodactyla, Bovidae. The coding region runs from base 16 to 2388 and encodes 790 amino acids. Gene Ontology annotation, cellular component: membrane. The record is from RefSeq and is a predicted model, not a curated record. Gene Ontology annotation, molecular function: glycine:sodium symporter activity. The transcript is spliced from 15 exons.